AUGGCUGUGCCUGAAGCUGUCCAGAAGGAAAUCAAGGAUUUGCUGGACCCUGCGAACACUUGUGGGGCGCAUGUGAAACUGGAGAAGAUCCUGCAGUCCUUGGAGAAAUUUGGCUUAGUAUACAAGGCAGUAGCAGAUGGAACAGAGCUGCACAUGACACCAGACAUGAAGAAUCUGGUGGAGUCUGGCUGGCAGUGGACAAUCUUGAAGGCAGAGGCAGCUGAUAUGUUUCCUGAUUUGCCAGCCUUUUGCUCCAUGGGCAUGAAUGCUCACAACAGCAACACAGUCCUCAGCAAUGAGUUGGAAGUGAUGAUGGAGUUGGCUGCUUUGCACAGAAGUGGGAUGAACAUGGCAGAUGCAGUUCAAGCUGUUUGCCAGAGCAGCCCUUCAUGCAAAGCAUACAUACAGGAUUGCGCCUACUUCAUGAGACUCUACUCUGGAGGGGAAACCUUCCCCAUGGAAGAGAACAUGAACUUGCUUGCAUACUACAACUUCAAGUUGCCUGGGCGCCAGCUGAACUUUCUUCGCGUUGCACUCCUAGCAACAAUUUUGAGUUCAAAGAGACACCAGGAUGGGAUCUCUAAGUUGGUGUUCAAGUCUGACUUCGACAAGCUGAAGGGCAAGAGCUCCACCAAGACCAUGGAGGACUUGCUGGCCGAGGGCUGGCAAUCAUGCCAGAAGGCAGCAGACCUGGUGCUUGGUGAAAUGUGUUUUGGCAGGUUCUGUGUGCGUGUUGUGCUGUAUGCCCUGCAGAAAGAGGAGCAUGCAAGAGAUGGAUUUUGCGUUGAAUCCUUCCAAGAAAUAGUGGAGGAGCUUUCCAUGGAACUUGAAAACAGUGCAGGUGCUCCAACCUCAAGUGCUGUAGAUGCCAAAGAUGGUGAAGCUCUCAAAGUGAAGGACUUGGUGCAAGCAGACCCAAAUGAAGUAGCCAUGUUGCAGAAUGACCACAUCAUUGUGGGCAAGAAUUACUUGCACAAGGAUUACAAGGACCAGGUUUUCACCUUGGAGAGCAUAAAGGAUGGCUCUGGUGUCUUCAAGCGUGUUCCUUUGUUUUGUGGUGAAAUCAAGGUUGUUGCCAGCAUUGAAGAGCUGAAGGGUUGGAAAAGAAAAAGAGAAUGUUGCCAGCUAUGCCCCACUGAGAGUGCAAAAGCACGACUUCCUGAAGCUUCACCACUAUUAUUGGAUGAGUGGGCCAAGCAGUGCGCAAGCCAUUUGUUGGCAGAGGCUUACAAACAGAACAACAAGGCAAGUCUGGAUAUGGUGGCCUUCACAAGUUUUCCCAAUGGCUUGGUAGAUGAGCUUUUGUCCAAGGGUGCAGUGGUUGUCAAGUUCAAAGAAGUAGCCUACCAAGUGCAAGGCUUCAAGGCUUUCAACCCCACCAAGAAGGAAGAGUCAGGGGUAAUGUGUGCAUACUUCUAUAUCAAGGCCAGUGAAGAGAAUGAAGAAGCAAAUCUCAAUGUCAGCUGGAAGACCUACCAGGAUCUACAUAUACCAGUCUUGGAGAACUCCAAGCAGAUCGAGAAGCAGGCUGCCCUCUUGAAAGGGAAAGAGGCUUGCGCAGCACCUCCUGCCAAAAAGGCAAGGAAGACCACUUGA
This is a messenger RNA of Durusdinium trenchii, 1596 nucleotides long. The record is from the annotation of a GenBank genome assembly. NCBI's taxonomy places the organism in Eukaryota, Dinophyceae, Suessiales, Symbiodiniaceae.